AUGAGACGUAUCUUCUUAUGGCGAGCACGCAGAAUGACAUGGAGGAUUGGGUCAAGUCCAUCCGCAGGGUUAUAUGGGCACCGUUUGGAGGAGGUGAGUCAGUGAGUGAACAUGCAAGGCUCUCGGCUGCACAAAGCAAUGUAGGAGGCAUUUUGUUCUCUCUCAGUCACAGGCAAAGUUGGAAGAAAAGAAUGGUAUCUUAAAAAAAAAAAAAAAAAAAAAAAAAAAAAAGUGGAACAAGCCCAUUGGUUUAACUUACAGUGCAUCUAUCAGGCAUUCUCCUGUGCAGAGGGCUCUGCUGAAAUGCCAGAGCUGCUGCUACUCUUGGUAGGGAUGGCAUGUUACCAGUAUGAGAGGGAUGUUGUCACAGAAAAUGGGCCUAUGAAAUCAGAUCUUCUCUGGGAGAACUAGGGCAGUUCUUUUAGUCACCAGGUAGAAGACCACCCAUGUUUUUCACAAAUGCUUGUUAUGAGAAUUUGUCAGUGAUUCUGUUGCCAGAGACAGCUAAGGCCAAUGACAAUUGUCCAGGCUUGUGGCCCCCAGCAGUAGAAAGGGUGAAACUGUUGGAUUGGGCACAGAGGAGAGUCAUGAGGAUGCUCAGAGGGCUGGAACAUCUUUCCUGUGGAGAAAAGUUGAAUCAGAUGGGCUUGUUCAACCUGGAGAAGAGAGUGCUAUGAGGAGACCUCAUUGCAGCCUUCCAGUACUUGAUGGGAGCUUAUAAGCAGGAGGAGGACUGACUUUUUACAGUCUGAUAGUGAUAAGAUAAAGGGAGACAUCUUUAAACUAAAAGCAGGUAAAUUUAGGCUAGUUGUCUAGGGGAAUUUUUUACUCAAAAGGUCCUGGCACUGCUGUCUAGAGAAGCUGUAGAUGCCCCAUCCCUGGAGACACUCAAGACCAGGUUGGAUGGGGUCCUGGGCAACCUGAGCUGGUGUGAGCAACCAGCCCACAGCAGGGGGUUGCGGUCAGGUGAGCUUCAGGAUCCCUUUUAACCCAACCAUUCUAUGGUUCUACAGUAGCCAAACAGCAGCAUACACUACUGCUAUGAUAUAAACUUGUCGGUACCUAACAGAAGUGCAUUUUUCAUAGAGGGAAGCUAACUACACGUUGUAUGCGGCUUCCACUUGCAUAAAACUGCUCUGUGACACACAGUGGGCCAAGGCAGCCCUGCAGCACUGAGUGGAGAGGUGGGGAGCUGAAAUCUGGUGAAUCUGCACAUAGAGGCUGUGACAAAGCUACAAAUAGAAACCAAAUCUCCCGAGUCCUGACUCCAUGCUUUCUUCAUCAGCCCCUCAUUUGCUUUUAUAGGGCAAGAGCUAUUUCUGGUUUGCAGCUGGGAAUCUUUCCAGCCACCAUGGAAACUCAUAGGACACCCUCAUUGUCAUAGGCGCGUGUAAUGCCAAUUACCCAGUGAAGUACCUGACUGAGAUAUUUGCACACUGAUCUUCAUAAAGAAAGGGAAGACUGCAAUCCUUAAAUUACUAUUUAAGGUCAUUUGUAGUUAACAUGCUUUCCAAAAUGUUCUUUGUUUUUCCCUACGGGACAUGUUGAGCAUAUCUGUGAUUUCAGAACUAAGUGGACUGGGAAGUAAACAGUUAACUCCUGGAAAACGUGAGAAUAGAUGGAAAAUGAUUUUGGGUUUAAUGCUUGUGGAGAAUGUCUGGCUGUCAUUUCAUGGAAAAAGCAGUGUCACGGGAGCUGUCACCGCUAGAUCUGUGCAGUAGGAUGUCUCCCAUUUCAUUAAUCAUUGCUUAUUUGAUAUUGUAAGAUAUCUUAAGUCAUAACAAGCCCUAUUAAUUGUUAUGUGUGAGUGGACAUGCUGAUAUUUUGAUUAUUCCUACCUACAUGGUCAUGCCUGUAACAGUCUGACCUUGUUAUGGAAGGGUUCCUCUGGCUUCAGGUGUUUAGGAGCCGGUCCACCAACAAAUACAUAAAAUUAUUUCAGACAGUAAAUUAAUCAAAAUAGUUCUGUAGCUGUUGCCUAAAUUUCAGCAAUUGUGGCAAAGCAUGGUAGUCUGCUGUCAUACAAGUCAAGUGCCACUUUCACCUGCAAUGUACUUGAAUUUCCUGGUUCUUUUAAGUGCUGAAAGCAAAUUGUGUAUGUGUUCCAUGUGUAUUUGUGAGCUGUGCUGAGUCCUCAGUACUUAAAGCAGUGGGAAAGGACUCCUAGUAUCGGAGCAAGGAUUGCUGUAGAUGAUUAACUGUAUCAUUACAAUGUUAUUUGUUAACCUGUGCUAGAAGGGAGGAACGAGCGGAGGGAGGUAGGAGUCUACUAAGGUGUUCAGAAACAGCCUGUUGGUUUUUUUAUUUUAUUUAUUUACUUGUUUAUUUUUUAUUGAAGAGCACUGGGGGACUAUGGAAAAAAUUCUGACGGGGAAAAGCAAUGUAAAUGAGGCAGGGCAUGCAAUGCCUGUUUGCACUUGAAAUUCCUCUCCUGAUUAGACGUAGAAAGGCAAUUUUUGCAGAAGGGAAAGGCCUGAGCUUGAGCUGCAGAGCCUGCAGCCACGGGGGAGGGAGGAGGCAAGGAGCGCAGCGCUCGGGUCUGGCAGCUCCUGCGGAGCCAGGGCGCAGACUGCUGCUGCCUCGAGUCAGCCCAAAGUCAUCUGGCAGAGCAGGGAGCUGCGCUGCAGCACAGCCCUCCUCCCUGCACCUGCUGCACGCAGCGGCACUGGCUGCCAUCGCCCGGCGUGGGAGCAGGAGGCAGAGUGGAGCAUCCCCGCGUGUUAGCACGUCUUCCUCACAGCAGCACGGGGUCUUGCUGGCAAGGAUGUACUCAUGCUGCAUCUGACGUCCUUCUCCCACGAGAGCUCCUGGUGGUUCGAAGGCGAGCGAGUGAGGAGCCCACGCCGACGUCAGGGAUAUAAAAGGUGCUUGGAGAGGAAUCCGUGAUGGACAGAGAGCCUUUAAGGCGAAGGGGCCACUAUUUCUGCUCCUCAGCUGCAGGGCUUAUAGGAGCCAGCAAGGAGCAUCACAUCCCAGAGGACCCUUCAGUGGCCUUUCGGGUAUUAUUCUCCCCUUUCUCCUUCCACACUGCAGAGCACUGACCUUGUCCUGUGAAUCUGGAGUCUCUGCCUCCCGUUCUGGCUAGGUGGAAGGAGACUUUCUGCAUCUCUCUGCCGGCACUUCAGUCUGAAUGGAAGAUAUAUCUUUCUGCUGAAACUCUUUUGUUGUGACAUUGUAUAAGAGACAGUUGUCUCACCGCAGGAAAUAAACGAAAGGAAACAGAGAGACGGAAGGAAAUUGUUCCCCCAAGCAAAAUUAAAGCGGGGAAGAGAACAUUAAAAUUACUUCAAGCUCUCUCUGGUAGUGAGAAGACUGUUCAUCUCUUGCUCCAGAGGAAAAUAUACUGCUUCAAAACUCCUCAGCAGUCAGUGAGGAUGAGCAGUCGCGCUGUUUCUGGAUGCAGCUGCUAAAGGAGAUCUCUGCAGGGCCGUGGGGCUCCGGCCUGUAUGAUGCCUGAAGACAGAAAUGCCGGAGUCCGCAGUCCUGGUGCCUUAGCAGCACCUCCUUUCCUCCCUAAAACUACUUACAGGAAAAUUAAGCGAUGCUUUAGUUUCCGUAAAGGUAUUUUUGGCCAGAAGCUAGAAGACACUGUGCGAUAUGAGAAGCGCUAUGGGAACCGCCUGGCUCCCAUGCUGGUGGAGCAGUGCGUGGAUUUCAUCCGACAGCGGGGGCUGAAGGAAGAAGGCCUCUUCCGACUGCCUGGGCAGGCUAAUCUUGUCAAGGAGCUGCAGGAUGCAUUUGACUGUGGAGAGAAGCCUUCUUUUGACAGCAAUACAGAUGUGCACACGGUGGCAUCACUGCUGAAGCUGUACCUAAGGGAACUCCCAGAGCCAGUCAUACCGUAUGCAAAAUAUGAAGAUUUUCUUUCCUGUGCCAAAAUGCUCAGCAAGGAAGAAGAAAUGGGCCUGAUAGAAUUAGUGAAGCAAGUGAAGAGCCUGCCGGCUGUCAAUUACAAUCUGCUGAAAUACAUCUGUAGAUUCCUGGAUGAAGUCCAGUCUUAUUCAGGCAUAAACAAAAUGAGCGUGCAAAAUCUGGCUACUGUUUUUGGCCCCAAUAUCCUCCGCCCUAAAGUGGAAGAUCCUUUGACUAUCAUGGAGGGUACGGUAGUAGUCCAGCAGUUAAUGUCAGUGAUGAUAAGCAAACACGAAGAGCUGUUUCCCAAGGAUGCAGACCCUGAUGUGGGACCCGAGGUGUGCAACAAUAACAAUGAAAUGCCAAAGAAAGCAAUCGUUGGACAGCUACAAAACAAAGAGAACAACAACACAAAGGAGACAGCAGUGAGGCGCUGCUCUUGGGAUAAACCUGAGUCUCCCCAAAGGGGAAGCAUGGACAAUGAGUCUCCAACUGCGCUGCCAGGCAGCAAGACCAAUAGCCCUAGAAACAGUAUCCAGAAAUUAGAUGUCACCAGAAGCCCACCACUCAUGGUAAAAAAAAAUCCUGCUUUUAAUAAAGGCAGUGGCAUAGUCACCAAUGGGUCGUUCAGCAGCUCUGUGGAGAGCCAUGAGAAGAGCCAGACCUUACCAAACUGUACCCUGCAAGCCAGGAGAACAUCCUCCCUGAAAGGACCGGUGACUAAGAUGGGCACACAAAGCAUGCAGAAUGGAGGCGUGAGGAUGGGAGUUUCUAGCACCGAUGGGCUCACCAACACCCUCAACAACCGGAGCCCAGGCUGGGCACCCAAUGGCUGUGUCACUCUGAGGGACAACAAGCAGAAGGAAUCAGUGAGUGAGUCGGGUCAGCACAACAGGCUCUCCACCUAUGACAAUGUCCACCAGCAGUUCUCCACAGUGAACUCUGAUGACAAACAGAGUGUGGACAGUGCUACCUGGUCAACGUCCUCCUGUGAAAUAUCCCUCCCUGAGCACUCCAACUCCUGUCGUUCGUCCACCACCACCUGCCCUGAGCAGGACUUCUUUGCGGGUAACUUUGAAGACUCUGUGCUGGAUGGACCACCACAGGAAGACCUCUCUAACACUGGUGACUAUGAGAACAGAAGUGACCGAAGGAGUGUAGGGGGCCACAGCAGCAGAGCCACCAGCAGCAGUGAUAACAGUGAAACGUUCGUUGCCAACAGUACUAAUAAUCAUAGCGCUCUGCACAGCCUGGUGUCCAGCUUGAAGCAAGAGAUGGCCAAACAAAAAGUCGAGUAUGAGACAAGGAUAAAAAGCUUGGAACAGAGAAAUCUCACCCUGGAGACAGAGAUGAUAGCCCUGCAUGAAGAGCUGGAUCAAGAGCGGAAGAAGUUCACAAUGGUGGAAAUCAAAAUGCGUAAUGCAGAACGAGCCAAAGAGGAUGCAGAGAAGAGGAACGACAUGCUGCAGAAGGAAAUGGAGCAGUUUUUCUCUACUUUUGGAGAACUGACAGUGGAGCCUCGCCGACCAGAAAGGGGCAACACCAUCUGGAUCCAGUGAGCAUUGGAGGCUUUGACUGUGGGACGCUGGGAAAGGGCUUAGGGGUAUUAUACUGCGUCAGGUGGCUGGUCACCUGUCUGUCUGAGGCUAGCACUCAACAUAACGUUAUAGACUCUUGAAGGAAGAAAUCAUACAUGUUAACCACUCAUAUCUACAGUGUGUACUUAUCAAGUCAUACUCUUUGGAUGCUUCAUGAGACUACUGUCAAGUGUUACAACUGGAUAUGUGUAUAUAAAUUUAAAAAAAAAAAAAACACAAACAUCUUAGAGAGUGAGAGAUGUAUCUCAAGAAAUAUUUUAAUUCAAGUCUUGUAUUUAAACUGGUAAAUUGAAAUGUUGUUGCAAUCAAGCUUUAUAUCAAGGCUUUUCUCCCUUGCACUUAACAUAAGCUAUUUUUGACAUUGUGUUACCAUCAGCUUAUUUUGUAUAUCAAAUGUUUUUUUUGUUUUGUUUUGUUCCUCCCUCUUGCUGGGGAGUGAAGAUAAACAGAUACAUAAAGGUACAUGUGCCAAUGGUUAGCACUAGUCUGCGUCGCUUUUGAAAAAGAGAGCUGGAUGAGAAGGAGCAGCAUGCUGGGGAUGGCAAAUGGGGCACUAAUUUAAAAGAACUAAUGACCUGACUAGAAAUUACCAGAGUUCUCGUAUCAAAUACCCUACAAGGAUAUCACCAACAUUGAGCAGUUAGUAUUCAAAGGACAGAGAGGUGCCUGUUUGAGAGGAAAUGUAAUGGUAAAGAGUAAGAAGUGGGAGAAGGGGCAACUCAAAGAGAAGUUGAUCGAUAGAGCCAUAGCUGUUUGGGGUACUCUAGCACAUCCUUGUGGUUACUGCAGCUCAGAACAGGGUUAUAAACCGUGCUCUGACCACUGUUAUGAAUGAAUUACCUCAGUACCACAGGAGAAUGGAGUCCUUUCUGUAAGUCUGGCAAAGGGACACAGAGGAACACACUGUACAUCUUGACUGCCUUAGCAGUGUGAUGGGUGCUAAGCAAAACAAAACAAAACACAGACCUGCAGAACUGAUGAGCAGAGAAGAAAUUAGCAAGGCAACUGUAUUACAAGCUGCAAAUAAGGAAGAACACAUUAACCACCCAUAUUUACAGUGCAUAUUGACCAGCUAAGCUUUCUGAGUUGAGAGUUCUGUGAAGUGGAAACUCUCAGGAUCAUAACAUCAUCAAGGGAACAGCCAGAGGAACUGCCUGCAGGGUGCCAACAAAAAGCAGCCAAGCUGCGCAGUGAAAGGCCAGCCUGUUGGGAAAUGUAUGCAUAGUAGGUGUAACUGAUGUUUCCUAUACCAUCCCCAAGAUCUUUUUUGUUUUUAUCUUUGUGUUUAAGACUGUGAGUUGCAUCUUCAAGGGUGUUAAGACAUCUUGGCUUCCCUCUACUGUCACUCAAAUGUAUUGCAAUUAUCGCUGACCCCCAAUUGAGAUGUAAGAAUGUAGCCUCAAAGAGGUGCUCUCUGCAGCAUGUACAUUAGAUAAAUACUAAUUAGAUGUGGUAAAUAUACAGGGAAACAAAUAUGAGGUUUACAUUUCAGGAAAAUAACAACUUAGAGUGGAGCAUUACACAUGGUGUUCGUGGAACAAUUAUUUGUGUUAUCUUGGGUUCAGAGACCCAAGUUAGGACGGUAAUUACUGUAAACAUGUCUAGUGUACAUCCAGUCUGGAUGCAAAUGAGAAAAAGUAAGACAGAAAUCAAGGUAAUAGGAAGUGGAAUGUUUUGUGUUGGCUAGCCACAAUCACAAAUGUUGGCGCAAAUGGUGAGAGAAGGAAAUUGUUUACUGUGUUAAUUCUGAUUUUUAAAUUGAGUGAGAAAGACCGUGGUAUCUGAUGUGGGCCUCACAGUCAGCUCAGGCUCCUGUUUAGCCCUGCUCAUUUUGAUGCUGGUUCCUGGAUAAAUUUGAAACCUUUCUUACUGCUGCUGUGAUCUACUCCUGUACUCUAUUUCUUAGUAUUCCUAUCACUCAGCUCAUGCCAUGCUUAUCUGUUUCUUGGAGCUGAACCUGCACGGAGCUUUUUUUUUGGGCUAAGCUGUCUUGUGGUUGAGGACCCUGUAUUGGUUCAAUAAAAUAUCAGACAAGUUCACUGCAGCUAUGCCAUUUAAAAUCAACUCAAUCUGUGCUGAACCAUAUUCUUCCAAGUAUCUUUGAAUGACUUUUGGAAACUUGUGUUAGGCAGAAUCUGUUUUUGUCCAGGUUUGAAGCUUGUCUUCACCUUUGGAAAGAUAUUCCAGUAACUGUUGUUCCUCAAGAAAUUUUCUGUUUCCAGCUAUGUGGCUAAGUGCUGGUGUCUUUCAUUUCUUGCAAUGUAGUCCAGGACAUCAAAGCUUCACUUCAUUCUCUGUGCAGAAAUUAUCUAGGCAGACUAGGAAAAUUAAGCAGGCACAGUGAACAUGGAAAAUAUUACCAAUAACAUUUGUGUAAUUGAUCCACAAUGCCAUCAAUUCAUGAUCAAUUCAUAGCAUCACACCUUUCUCCUUCGUGUGAAGCUUCAUUAGCAUUUUGGCUGUUGUGAGGAAGUUGAUUUGUAUCUUUAACAUUCAUCAUGAUGCUCCUAUUAUCGUCCUGCUGCUUCAGAUCAAAAGCACACAUUUCAGAACUGUUUCUUACAUUGAGAAGCAAGGAACACAGUACUUUUCUUCCAACAUUUGACAUGAGUUGACAUGGUUGGCAGAAGCAGUGCUGGGAGAGCGUGAUAAUGGAUGUAGGUGGCCAAAGGACAUGCAGUGGAGUGGAAGCAAGGCAUUCAGAGGACUGAGGUCAAAGGUUUUAGAGCACAAAGGCUCUAAAAACAACCACAGUAAUUUCAUACAGAGUACUUGUUGACUGGUGGUUAUCAUACAGAAGCAAUUCUUCCAGGAAAAUUGGUAUCAAGGUACUGAGUGAAACUGAGGCUUCAGCCAAGAUAAUCCAUUUUGUCAUCUGCCUGUAACAGAAUGAGUCAUGUUCUAAGGCCAAGCUGACAGUGUUACCUGACAUGAGAGUGCACUCAGAUUUUCAGCUAUCAGUUAUGAGAUGGUAUAAUGGUCAUUUGCUCUCACCUCUGUCUUGCUGUAUUUCUGUGCACUUCCCAUAUUAAUAAUCUGUUUGUGGGAGUUCAGUAUUCAGCUCCAAGCUGGGAGUGCAGCAAGCAGUUCAGCCUGUCUAGCCCAGUGCCACUCUUUGUCUCUCCUUCACUGUGCAAUAGGCAAUGCUUUUACAGUUCAUCAGCACAGGCUGCAGAAAAAAUUCCUCCUAUGAGCUAAUGACCUUCUGCUCCAAUCAUAGGGGAUGACUGCAUUACAUUACAUUCAUUAGUGUAAGUUCAGAGCAGUACAGACAUAAAAGCAGGCUACCAGAAUGCUUCAAUCAAUGGGCAUAGUAAGAGACAGAACCAGGUUGGUGCUGUAAUCUCAUCUCCAGCCCCCACCAGAAAACAGCAGCGGGUGAUGUUGCCCUACACAAGUUUGCUGAAUGAACCAGAUUGGUAGCAGAUGCUCACAGUACCUUAUAAAUGCUGGAUUCUCUUGUGCUCAGAAUGGCUUCUGCCUUCCUUUCUGUUUGUAAGAAUCCCUUUUUGGAGUGUGCUCUGGCAUAGCAGGAUAAUUAAGCUUAAUUUUCUUCUUGGCUAAACGUUUUUUUCAAUGUCUCAGAGAGAGUUUUUUGCAAAUAUUAAAAUUAAUGCAUAAAAGAUUUUCUGUUAAAUGAUAUGCAAAGCAGGUAUUUUAGGUUUUCAUAAGAAUGUAGAGGAGAGGAACUUCAUGAGAUUAUUGCUGAAAGGUCUGUGAACAGUAUUUUAUCCAGUAGCGAAGUCUACAGUAGUUGAGAAAUAUCCAACUUGCUAGAAAGAAUGAAUAUUUUCUGGGCUGUGUAUAUGUGGGGGGGAAGGUGGGAGAAAAGAUAAGAGCACAGGCACUUCUGAUGUGGACGUGUAAAAAUGUAGUAAACAGGAGAGAGGAGAACAAGGGAGCAAAUAGACAUGAAAUUGCUGUGUGUAGGCAAUAGACAUGUGCCCUCGGUUAAUAGCAUUUCUUCUGAAAGCUCAUCUCUACAGAAAGGUUACCAAAGUUAACGUUGCACUGUUUUUUUCUGAGUUUUUUUUGGCUCUAAAUUACUUUCUGUGCAGACACCACUAGCCAGACUGUUUCACAGACCGCCCUCCUGACUGCUGGCAGCCCCCCAUGCUAACGCUGAGGGUUGAUGAGGAGAACUAUGUAGCAGAGCAGGUGCCUGCAAAGCAGGGAGCCUCAGGAGGUCAGGGCAGCACAGCUCUGGGGGCUGCUAAUGGCUCCCAGACCAUCCUUCAGCAUCUCCAGACCAGCAAUUCUCAGCAAAUAAAAUUAUAUGCAGCAGAUGCCUUGUUGAUGCCAACUGCCAUGAUUCUACAGAGGCUUGGGAAGUGAUGACAGCAGCAAAGGUCAUGUUCCUACUUGGCUUUUAGGUGCUGUUAUAAUGCAUGUAUUCGCUGCUAGUGAUGGUAGUCUAUCUAGUUCUGCCAAAAUGCUUGUCAGCACCAAACAAGUAGCAUGUCAAUAAUAGUAGAGUGCAGAAAAUUUGAAGCCAGAAAAAUGAGUGUGAUGCAAAUCUGUUUCCCUUUUUUUUCCUCCAAGGAAUGCAGGAUAAUGAAUUUUGCCUGCAAUACAACUUCAUUUAUGAAUCUCCUGAAUGUGAGAAUGGAAAAUCCUCUCUGCUUCUGUAUUCUUCUCUUCAUGCUAAAGAGGUUUAAAAUGAUUUAUAUUCAGCAGGACUUUACUGGAUUUGAAUCUGUGAUGUUAGAAUACUAUUAUGAGCAUGGCUAUAAUUCCUAACUGUAAGGCAAGCAGGAAGGGACUUGGCUUGAGACCAAAUGGGUAUCUCUGAGCAGCAGUAUUUCCUGUUGUUCAGAUACAGAUGGCACUCUUUGUUUUCUGGUCAUAGCCGUUAACUGUAACAAUUAGAUAAAUUUAUGGCUUUAUUUUUUGUUCCCCUCUUUUGUUAGGGUCAGAUUGCUGAAUCGUAAUCUAUAGUUCAGUUCAGUAGAAAUAAUGGCUACUGUUGUUCAAAGCAGUGUUUGCAAAUGAGUUUUGCAUACUUCAUAGCAAAAAGUGCUCUCUCAGUGCUCUGUCUCAGCACUGCUAUGAUUGAUUCUGUUAUUAUAUCAGACAUGUCAGUGGAUGGUAGUUUUAACAGCACCUUCUUUAUACUGGGCUGAACUACAGCACCUUGGUUUUGGCAAAAUGGGAGGAUUGUUGGAGUGAGAUUUAAAGAUCCUUAUGGUUCCCUUCCAACUCAUUAUGUGAUUGUAUGAUGUGGUGCUACCUCUUCCUGUAGCCACUUUUAACCCAGACUCAGCACUGUGGUGAGGUUUUACUUAAUUCAUUCUUGCAAAUGUGCAUUUUGUGUUAUACCCAGAGCUCACUUGGGAAGGUGUGUGAAACAGCUUCAGAUUCAUACCUGUCUGGUUCCCAUGUGUAGACAUGCCCUAAUAGUACAUGUGGGUAAUGAAGGAGGUAUUUGUAUAAUUUAGUAUUAAUAGUGAAUAUAUCGCAGUUGACUUAAUUGGUAUUUGUCUGUCUGGCUGAAGGGACUUACAUCAAGGGAAGAUAUAAUGGAAAGUGAGCAGGGUAUGAACCAUGACAAAAAUGAAGCAUCUCUGGAGGCAAUUCCACAGGCCAUAAGGAGAACAGUUCAUAAACUACUCAUUCCUCUGUUCCUGUGCUGCCAGCCAAUACUCGAGAUCAAAAGCACACUCAGUAGCAUAAACCUUGCCUGAUGAGGAACGAGGUGGAGCACUGCUAUGGGACUGAGGCAGGGGGACGUACUGAGCAAAGAUGGACAGCUGUCUAUGCAGGGAGCCAGCAGGAGUCUGCUGCAGCAGGGCCUACUGUUUUGGUGCAGACUGCCAAUUCCUGCUAUUCCAGCUAUUCCUUCUAGUUCCACUCAGACAAGAUGAAGGUAGUGGUUAAGGUGGGACUGCCCUUCUCACGGAGCUGAGGGGAUAGCUGUGGGAGCCAGAAUCUGAGGCUAGCUGGUCAGGUUGGGAGGUCUAAACAUUGUUCAGGGAACAUGUAGUGGUCAUAACACUGCUCCCUGCACAGCACAACCAUGCGUAUCAUUCUUCUGGAAACUCAGCAGACAAACCAAGAGCUGUGGUUGCCCAAGCUGGCUGCACUCCUCCUGUUCUCUGUGCCAACACACACGUAACUGCAAUCAGCUGUGGGGAUGCCUCGGUCCUGGAGCUGUGCCCUGCUCCUGAGCCAGGACGGUUUACUACCUGGAGGAUCACUUUCAGGUUUGGUUUAAGGUGCUGCUGAGUUUAAACCAGCGUUCUGCAGGUAAAAAGCAAAAAGGGUUGGUCUGGCUGUUCUUCCAUGGACACAAAACUUUAGCAUGUGGGGCUUAAACAUUCUGAUGGUUGGGUCAAAGCAAUUUUCACCAUUACACUGGGGAAGUGGACUGAGAGAGGUCAAAAGAAUUUAUAUGGGAACUUUGAAAUCAGAAUCAUGUUUCUGUCUGCCAGAAAUGUUUCUAUGAUAGCUGUGGGGAGCUGAGGAGAAAUCCUCAGUUCUCGGAAGUGAAUUAUCUGAUAGAACAAGGUUUAUACACGUUCAGUCUAGGGAAACUUUCAUCUUGACUACAUGCACAUUAGAGGUAAGUGGUGACAGCAGGUGCUGUGGAUUCCCAGUGUGACAGCUUUUUGUUUCCUGACAAAUAGGCUAUGCACAAUUUUUAAGAGAAUUUAAAUUAUUUGUGUUUUACUUCUGUGUUGAGUUCUACUGUUAGGCAAAAGGCGGAAAAGAAAAAAAAAAAAAAAGAAAACUCAGCUGUGGUAUCUUUGCAUGGGCCUAGAUACGCCCUCUGUUUUGUGCAAACUUGUAAUUCCAGUGCGCUGUAAUAGAACCAUAAUGACAUGUUGAAACAUGCCUUGGGCAAGUCAUGCUUCUCAGUACGCUGGUCCUGGCUUUCAAUACUUUAAUUAAUCUAGAUGUUACUGUGAGGAGCCAAAUACACUGCAACUCACAAAUGCAAUAAAAAGUCACAGGUUGGAAGGAGAUUAACGCCCGUGUUGAUGAAUGGACAUAAAAAUAAUAGUUGCAAAUACUGAUUUCCUCCUUAGGAAUAAAAAAAAAAAAAAAAAAAAGGAAAAUAAUGGGUUGUGACCAUUAGGUAUGAAUUUUGCAUUGAUUUUGAAAUAAACUCUUCAGAAGAGGGAUACAGAGUAAGUAGGUGUGCAUUGAGCACUGAAGAACACAUCAGCAGAAUGACUUUGAUUUGGGCUGGGAAGAUGGAGUCAAACCAAGAGCAAGGUUUUGGUUGAGCAGUAAAAUUCUGCUAGUAAAAUACAGUGGGGUUUGAAAAUGAAGAGAUAAGAGGUUGAAUGGAAGCACAGGUUUCCCUAAUUUACACAGGGCCUGACUCAAUUUUCUAAGGAUUUAUUUAGGGUCCAGGGUGGACUACAACCAACAUUCCCUCACAGGGAGAAGAUUUCAGUCCGGCACCAGCAUGCAGCAUGAAAAACUGCAAGAGAACAGAAUUUCUGUCUUGUUACCUGCAAACUGAAUUUAAUUCAUUCAGCACACAACUCAUGCAGUCAACAGAUGCACACUGACAAUGUGCAUGUAAAAACAUCCAACAAACUCAAAAGAAAUAAGAUAUUAGAGAAUGGUUUACAAUAAACUUAGGUUGGAGGGCAGGAGUGAGAGCCCAGCACUGCUGUAUUGCAGAAGGCAGUGACACAACACAUGCAGAGCACUCCUCUAUCAUUUCCUAUGCAGCAGCUAUGUGCUUCUGGGAGGAAUGACUACUCAUUUCUAUUCAACAGAUGAAUGACAGUUUAAGUUCAUAAAUUGCUGAUCCUAAAUCUUUUGCUGGCUCCUCUCUUUUAAACUUUCUACCUUUUAGGCAAGACCCAGGACCAAUCCUGCCACAGUUCUUUCUGCUUGUUGUUUCAUCUCUAGAUAAGGUAGUAGAUCAUGGGGAAAUCAAGAACAGAGCUGAACAUUGUGCUCUUGGGUGUCAUGCUGGCUUUGCUAAAGACAUUAUUACAAUUACUUUCCUGAAGAUGUUUUAAUUCAUCUACCUAGAACUUGUGUAGACAUACGUGUAUUGUAAAAAAAAAAAAAAAA
Messenger RNA from Phasianus colchicus (ring-necked pheasant), 13487 nucleotides. It is a transcript of the gene ARHGAP24, whose product is annotated as Rho GTPase activating protein 24. Gene Ontology annotation, biological process: wound healing, spreading of epidermal cells; activation of GTPase activity; negative regulation of ruffle assembly. Gene Ontology annotation, cellular component: focal adhesion. Gene Ontology annotation, molecular function: GTPase activator activity. The record is from RefSeq and is a predicted model, not a curated record. Lineage: Eukaryota; Metazoa; Chordata; Aves; Galliformes; Phasianidae.